Molecule: messenger RNA, 567 nt
Organism: Adineta steineri
Lineage: Eukaryota; Metazoa; Rotifera; Eurotatoria; Adinetida; Adinetidae
Source: the annotation of a GenBank genome assembly
AUGCGCUUUUUAUUUCGUUUUCUUAUCAAACAACAACAACAACAACAACGAAUGGCAAGUUCUAAUUUUCGUCGUAUCACUCCAGGUCCUGGUCAAGAAUCUGUAUGGGAUUAUCCUCGACCACCUCGUCUUGAAGAUACAUCAAAACAUAUUGAAGUCAUAUCUAAUGGUGUAAAGAUUGCCGAUACUCGACGUGCUAAACGUGUAUUGGAAACAAGUCAUCCGCCUACUUAUUAUCUACCACCGGAAGAUGUUCGUGUAAAAGAAUUUUUUAAACCAGUUUCAGAUAAAAAAUCAUCUUUUUGUGAAUGGAAAGGUACAGCAAAUUAUUAUACAAUAGAAGUCAACGGUAAAAAGGUAGAAAAUGCAGCUUGGUUCUAUAAAAAACCAACAGAACCUGAUUUUUCUACUAUCAAAGAUCAUAUUGCUAUUUAUCCUGAUAAGAUGGAUGAAUGUCGAGUAGAUGGUGAACGUGUGAUACCACAACCAGGACAAUUCUAUGGUGGAUGGAUUACGAAAGAUAUCGUUGGACCUUUCAAAGGCGAACCUGGUACUAUGGGCUGGUAG